AGACGCACAUUGAACUCUGGCGGCUGGUGCGCUUCCUCGCAGCUACGCCAAGCUUAAUGGCUGCUCUUGCGCGGGUCCAAUAGCACGGGAGAAGAUUUGGUAGGAAAUGCGCAAUCCGUCGGUGCGCCAUUGCGAUUCGAAAUGGCAAGAUAAGCACUAGGACUCGACGCAUCAUGGAGAAGGGCUCUCUCCCGGUAGCUUAUUCGACUGUCUCGGACAAGCCUGGUCGCAAGCAGAGGCGUUUCAUUGCACUCCUCGCGCUUCUGGCUUGCCUGAAUGGCCUUGUCAUCACUCGACUGUAUACUUCCUCCUCCGAUACGAAUGUUCGCCUCCCGAUUCACGCACAGGCCUCACUCAAUCGCUGCCGUGCUCUCGCCGUUACUCCUGGACCUCCGUCCAACUUCCACGAGCGCGCUUCAUCCGACAGAUUUGUUGCUGGGACCCGGCCCUCGAUCCUGAGAAACGCGCAUAUCUGGACUGGAGAGCACAACGGAACGGAGGUCAUCAAAGGCGAUGUGUAUUUGGAUAAGGGUAUCAUUCAGGGAGUUGGUCGUUUGAGUGCAGCGGUGGAGGAGAUGGCUAGGAGGGGCGAGGCCGAAGUGUUGGAUGUGGGAGGCGCGUGGAUCACACCUGGGAUCGUUGAUAAUCAUUCGCAUCUUGGCGAUGAUGCGUCUCCCGCGCUCAAUGGCGCGGCCGAUACAAACUCGCUCAAAGGAAUCGCUCAGCCAUGGCUUCGGUCUCUGGACGGUUUGAACACCCACGACGAUGCAUACGCCUUGUCUAUUUCUGGUGGUGUGACGACCGCUAACGUCCUUCCCGGAUCAGCAAACGCCAUUGGUGAGGACUUUGUGGCGUCGAUUAACCGCAGUCGAUGCUCAUUCAAUGUCGGUGUAGGUGGCCAGGCGUUCACCAUCAAGCUGCGUAAGACGACUGAAAGGUCGCCCACUGCGAUGCUUUUGGAGCCUCCUGCCAAUAUCAAUGGGUCUUACCGAGAUACAGACCCGGCUGCCCCAUUGCCGUGGCGUCAAAUGAAACAUGCCUGCGGAGAAAACCCUAGCCGGGUUUAUUCUGGAACCCGUAUGGAUACCUUCUGGGCUUUCCGAAAGGCGUAUGAUACCGCCCGCCAGCUCAAGGAGAAACAGGACGAUUUCUGCACCAAGGCUCUUGCCGGGCAGUGGGGCGAUCUCGAAUCCCAAGAAUUCCCCGACGAUCUCCAAUGGGAGGCCUUAGUGGAUGUUCUUCGUGGACGGGUUCGCGUACAAACUCAUUGCUACGAGGAAGUCGACCUCGACGAUCUCAUUAGACUCACCAACGAAUUUAAGUUCCCGAUCGCCGCGGUCCAUCACGCACAUGAGGCCUAUCUAGUCCCCGAUGUAUUGAAGAAGGCCUAUGGGCAUCCACCUGCGGUCGCAAUGUUCGCAGUGCACUCCAGAUAUAAACGCGAAGCCUACAGAGGCUCCGAGUUUGCGCCCCGUAUUCUGGCGGAGAAUGGCAUCAAAGUCAUAAUGAAGAGCGACCACCCGGUCCUUGACUCCCGCUUCCUUCUGUAUGAAGCUCAACAAGCUCACUACUAUGGACUGCCCGACAAUCUAGCCUUGUCGUCCAUCACCACUCAUCCAGCAGAGGCGAUGGCUAUGGACCACCGGAUCGGCUACAUAAAAGAAGGAUGGGAUGCAGAUGUCGUCGUCUGGGAUAGCAACCCCCUUGCACUCGGGGCUACACCCUCCCAAGUUUUCAUCGAUGGCAUUCCUCAACUAAAGUCUCCUUUCGUCGUCAGCAAGCCUCCAGCCCUACAGUCUCCACCUAAAACACCUGACUUCGACAAGGAAAAGGAGGCGACCAUCGAGUACGAAGGCCUUCCUCCAUUGAAGCCAAAGAAAUCCAGCGCAGAGAUCGUCGUUUUCACCAACGUGGGAUCAGUCUAUGUGCCUGAUGCGGAUAAGGUCGAGGAGGUCUUCAGCGCACAGAACCUGGAUCAACAGGGCAUUGUAAUCGUGCGGAAUGGUUCGAUGGAUUGUUAUGGCACGGAAUCCUCGUGCGGGCUCAAUUCCUUCGAUGAUACGACGAACGUGCAACGCAUUGAUCUGCGCGGAGGCUCUAUCUCUCCUGGUUUGUUGAGCUAUGGUUCCCCUCUCGGUCUUGUGGAGAUCGCAGGGGAGCCUUCGACGUCUGAUGGCUAUGUCUAUGACCCACUGACGGGCAAGGUACCGAGCGUCAUUGGAGGCGAUGAGGCAGUUAUCCGUGCAGUCGACGGUCUACAGUUUGCUGGACGAAGUGCAUUACUCGCCUAUCGCGCGGGUGUCACGACGGGAAUCUCGGCCCCCCUGUACAGAGGAUCCUACGGUGGCUUGGGCACCUCUUUCAACCUCGGGGCUGAGAACAAGCUGGAAUUCGGCGCGGUCAUCCAGGAGACGACCGCUCUUCAUGUCUCCGUGCGCCAUUUUGGGACACAACCCAGCGUAAGCACGCAGAUCGCUGUCUUGCGCCAGCUGCUGCUCUCGGGUGCUUCAGCGACGAAAGCUUCGGCUACCUCGAACGAACGAAUCGGUGCAUUCGCAGAUGUUGCCAGAGGUAACAUACCGAUCGUCAUAGAGGCACACAGCGCAGACAUCAUCGCGACGCUCAUCGCUCUCAAAGCUGAGGUUGAGGCCAAGACAAGUUCCAAGAUUAGAAUGACCAUCUCUGGCGCCACGGAGGCGCAUCUCCUCGCCAAAGAGCUUGGAGAAGCCAACGUCGGGGUCGUCCUUGUGGGCUCGAGACCUUAUCCCUCGGUGUGGGAACAACGACGGAUUCUCCCUGGGCUUCCGCUCUCGAAGGAAAGCGGGAUCUCUCUCCUCAUCGCGAAUAAUGUGACGGUUGGCGUCGGCACUUUAGAAGCCGCGACAGCGCGCAACGCGAGAUUCGAAGUCGGAUGGGCCGCACUACAAGCCGACGGACGCAUCUCGAAAGCACAGGCCCUCGCUCUCGCGUCGACGAACCUCGAGAAACUACUGGGCGGUAAGGUAGAGACCACGACCGCGACCACGACCGUUGGUGCCAUGGCAGAUCUCGUCGCGACGGAGGGCGGAGACCUGUUGAGUUUCGAGGGGAAGGUGGUCGCUGUGAUGUCCUCCAGGAGGGCGACGGUCGAUCUGUUCUGAUUCAGAGAAACGACUGUCAAAUCGAGACUGUACUUCUACUCUGACUCUUAUGCUCCUUCGUGCAU
Molecule: messenger RNA, 3205 nt
Organism: Stereum hirsutum FP-91666 SS1
Lineage: Eukaryota; Fungi; Basidiomycota; Agaricomycetes; Russulales; Stereaceae
Product: carbohydrate esterase family 9 protein
Exons: 19
Coding region: 174-3140 (988 amino acids)
Biological process (GO): purine nucleobase catabolic process
Cellular component (GO): cytoplasm
Molecular function (GO): allantoinase activity
Source: RefSeq, a predicted model, not a curated record